AUGUUGUUUAUUCCGUCAUUAAUUUUACUAUUACUCACUGGACAAGCUGUCUAUUCACAGCAUUUCACCACUGGCAUUGAAAACUCGGAAAGGUACGACUUUCAAUGUGCACUUUGGUUUCUUCCUUACUUUAUCAUCUUUUUUCAAAUUCCCACCGGUUUCUUUUCGAUUUUUUUUUCUCGAAAUUGA
This is a messenger RNA of Haemonchus placei, 189 nucleotides long. The record is from the annotation of a GenBank genome assembly. NCBI's taxonomy places the organism in Eukaryota, Metazoa, Nematoda, Chromadorea, Rhabditida, Trichostrongylidae.